Messenger RNA from Anopheles merus, 5255 nucleotides. It is a transcript of the gene Imp, whose product is annotated as insulin-like growth factor 2 mRNA-binding protein 1. Gene Ontology annotation, molecular function: mRNA 3'-UTR binding. The coding region runs from base 2017 to 3987 and encodes 656 amino acids. The record is from RefSeq and is a predicted model, not a curated record. Gene Ontology annotation, biological process: nervous system development; regulation of gene expression. NCBI's taxonomy places the organism in Eukaryota, Metazoa, Arthropoda, Insecta, Diptera, Culicidae. Gene Ontology annotation, cellular component: nucleus; cytosol; cytoplasm. The transcript has 5 exons.
GCACGCGUAUUGCGCAGAAGAGUGAUUUGUUCGCAAUUUUCUCCCGUGUUUGUGCCACUGUGUGUGUGUUCCGUACGACGACAUAUUUCGAAAAGAGUUUGAUAAUAUGAUCCUGCAAAACGUAAAUAAAACAUUCAUAAGAGGCAACUGCCGGUUGCAGUGUUGUGAUACGAUAUUACUUUGCCCACUACGGUCGUGCUGUGACCAUCGUCGCUGCGUCAGCACUUUUCCCAGCACUGCUAGCUCCUCCCUGGCAUAGUGUUUAAUCUCCCGGCCCUGUGAUUGCAAUAGUCAGCAACUUCCUAAGCCGAUGGUAGCGGUGUUUUAUUAAAGUUUUCAACUAAAUUAACCGCUCGUAACGUGAAGCCCUUCUAGAGUGGGUGCGAGUGUAUGUGUGUGAGUGAGCGCGUACGUCACCAAUACACGACGAUGGUGCAUUAUGCGACGAUUUAUCACAUCGCGUAGUGUGUGGCAAGUGCUGGCCGGAUACAUCAGCGAGCACAGCUCGAGCGAUCGUUGAGCGGAUUUUUGCUUACCAAGCCAAUUAAAGCGCACCCUGCCGCUGCCGCAACCGUACGCCAUUAGCGGACUCGACAUUCCCGCGCCCAACUGUCAACUCGGCGCUCUGUGUGGCGUUAUCGCGCGCUCACUAGUGUUGGUCUAUCGUUGCGAAAGUGUGUACGCUUGGUUCGUUGCUCCCUAAGUGUACACACACACACACACAGGCGCGCUCGCACGACGGGGUUGGGAUUUGGAUUUAGUUACGGGUGUAGCGGGCACACACGGAGCACUAAUAAAAUUCAAACGACUGGUGCGGUCAGGCCCCGACCAUCUCGGUUCGUUCCGUUCGGGCCGUCCACAGCACGUGUAUUGGUGUCGCCUUGCGCUACAUUCUGCCGUAUCAUCGUCUCCAACCGGUUGCAGCGCGCGCCAUCACCGCACACAGGGGCCGCCACCAGCAGCAGUGAGUCUCGUGUGUUCGCGCGAACCGGUAUAGUACACGUUGCGUGCCCGGUGACAGAUACAUUACUGCGUGCGUGUUCGGGUUGCUUGCGUGUAACCAAUCGAAGAACGUUGUGAAAUCAAAGUUCUUUUUCUCUCGGGCUUUAAUCUAGCGAGUGCGAGCAAGAAGAGUACCAUUGCUCAUCUCAGUUCACCUGUUCCUCGGUGCUCCGAAGUAUGACAGCUGUCAACUAAGUGACACCAUAUGGAAGAUCAACUGGAUUGUUGUGUUGUAUGUAGAGUGCAUCGCUACUAAUGUACAAUUACUAAGCGUUGAACUAAGCGAAAAUGGAACCAGUCGCAUACAGUUGAAUCCAUAAUCACCGUUGGUGUCGUCCGCGUACGUAACACACGGCCCUCCCUCCGCACAGGCACUGAUAAAACCCGCUCUAAUGCACAAUCGAAACCUUGCCUAGUGUGAACUACCAGUGAGUGUGCAAGUGUGUGUGUGUGUGUCUUCCUGCGAUGGCCUCCGCCUGUUCGGUGACGUGUUUUUAUUAUUGAAGACACCCCUGGGCCAUGCCGGCGCCUUAAUGUAAACGGCAGCAGCAGUGACCUGGUUAUUUUUUUUUUGCAUUCAACCACUCCAGACGUUCACGCAGCGUUGUUUGUUGCUUCUGCUACAACAUUGUUGCCCACUGUCCUUCGGAAACCAAUCGCCGGUACCGUUUCUAUCUCUGUUGUGGCUUCCACCCCACUUACGCUGUACCGCCCUACACACACUCACACACAUAUAGUCAGUGCGAUAAGAGGUUGUGGCUGCACGUAACAGAUACUUGUGGAGUGUUGAGCUUUGCCUUUUGCACUUGUCUCGACUGCUACAAAACACGAAAGCAGAUACCGGAAUUCGGAACCUUUACGGAAAGUUUUCAUCCAAGGUUUGAUGCACGUGUGUGUUGUUUGGUGCCGUUUGAUUGUGCUAAAGCGAGUGACAAAUAAACUGCCCGACCCCUAUCCACGGUCACGUGUGUUUCCAAUCAGAUCGACUGUCGACAGCAUUGGUCGGUGGGUAAUAUGGCCCAGCAUCAGUAUCAGCAACAGCAACAGCAGCAAACACAGCAGUACCAGUACCAACCGAUAUCGCAGUUCCACAGCCCCGGGGUAGACUAUGGUCAUUCGUUAGUGGCGACCGGUGCAACAGCCUACUGGUAUCCCGGCGCAGGCCAAUAUCCCGACACGCAUCAGGCCCAGAACGCUAGCAGUAGUUUCGCUAGUGGCAGCGGUAGAACGCGCAACAGUCGCCCUUACAGUAGAGAUGGUCAGAAUGAACAGUUCGCCUCACGUAACGCUUUUGUAACUUCGCCCAAUCGUGUGUCUAGUACAACGGCCAAAAUCGUCAUCAGUGGUAUACCGCAGCACGCCAAGUUCGACGAUAUCGAACCGUUGCUGAAGCCGUACGGUAAGGUGGAGCACUGCGAGGCAGGCACCAGCAAAGAUCCCAACACGCAGACCGUCCAUAUUACCUUCGAGAACCACGACCAGGCACAAAGGGCGGUGGCUGGACUGAACGGUGUGGACUUUGACGGUUCGAAGCUGCUGGUGGAGCUGUCCGAUUCGAACAAACAGGCGCGUCGGGCGCAGCGCAACCGAUCGCAGUACGGCGCAGGGAUGCCGGGCGGUGGUGGCCCCGGUCGUCAGACCGACUUCCCGCUGCGCGUGCUGGUGCAGAGCGAGAUGGUCGGUGCGAUCAUCGGCCGGCAGGGUAGCACGAUCCGGCACAUUACUCAGCAGAGCCGGGCGCGCGUUGACGUGCACCGGAAGGAUAAUGUCGGGUCGGUCGAGAAGGCGAUCACGAUCUACGGCAACCCGGAGAACUGCACAAUGGCGUGCAAGAAGAUCCUGGAGGUGAUGCAGCAGGAAGCGAACAGCACGAACAAGGGCGAGAUAUGUCUGAAGAUCCUGGCGCACAACAACCUCAUCGGGCGCAUCAUCGGCAAGAGCGGGAACACGAUCAAACGGAUAAUGCAGGACACGGACACGAAGAUCACGGUCAGCUCGAUCAACGACAUUAGCAGCUUCAACUUGGAGCGCAUCAUCACGGUGAAGGGAUCGAUCGAGAACAUGUCCAAGGGUGAGAGUCAGAUCAGUGCCAAGCUGCGCCAGAGUUACGAGAACGAUCUGCAGGCGCUCGCACCGCAGACCAUCAUGUUCCCAGGCCUGCACCCGAUGGCGAUGAUGUCGACUGCCGGCAACGGUAUGGGCUUCACCGGCCGUACCGCUGGUGCGACGGCCAGUGCCAGUGGCAGUGGUGCCACCGGCAUGUAUCCGGGCUCGAACUUCCCGAUGUACCAGCCGCCGGCCGGUGGCCCAGCUGGGGUGCCACCCGGCUCAAGCGAAGUACAGGAGACGACCUACCUUUACAUCCCGAACAAUGCGGUCGGUGCGAUCAUCGGCACCAAGGGGCUGCACAUCCGGAACAUUAUCCGGUUUUCGGGCGCGUCCGUGAAGAUUGCGCCGCUCGAGGCGGACAAGCCACAGGAGCAGCAGACCGAGCGUAAAGUUACCAUUAUCGGCACCCCGGAGGCCCAGUGGAAGGCGCAAUACCUGAUCUUCGAGAAGAUGCGCGAGGAGGGCUUCGUGUCCGGUACGGAUGAUGUUAGACUGACGGUCGAGAUCUUCGUUCCGAGUGCACAGGUGGGAAGAAUCAUUGGCAAAGGUGGCCAGAACGUGCGGGAACUGCAGCGCGUUACUGGCAGCAUAAUUAAGCUGCCCGAACACACGGCCAGUGCGCCUGUGGACGAGGAAACAACGGUCCACAUCAUUGGUCCAUUCUUCAGUGUACAGUCGGCACAGCGGCGUAUUCGUACGAUGAUGCUGGCCACGAACCCACCGCCGGUCACCAAGCGACAGACAUCGCAGAAGGCGAAGGACCAGACGACGGGAGGAGCAACGACGCCCGCUGCCGGUGCAACUGCAGCCACUACCACUACAGCCGCCGUCACGACGACACCUCCCCAGCAACAGUCGUCCAGCACAAAUGCGUAAUCAAAAUGUGGUCGUCCUGAGCCGCCAGAAGAUGAAGGUCGAGAGUGAGCAGAGAAGCGUGGUAACGGUACCGACGGCAAGAGUAGCAAUAGUAACACCACCACAACUACUACCAUCAUCAUUAUCAUCAUCCUUAUCAUCAUCCUCAUAUUUUGUACGAUUAUCCUCUACGGUAGGAAGGUGUGUAGAACGGGAAAAGAAGAUAAAAUUUGAUGCGCGGAGUGACACAGCCGGUGUUUAGUGUCCUCUACGCCAAGAGAAGAAGAGAGAAAGAGAAAAUACCUAUAAGAGGAUGGGUCGCGCGGGCCCCAAAGAGGAAGGGAUGAACAACCACACACCAUUAAGCCAAAUACAUCACCAAUAGUAGAACUUGCAAUAGCCCCUAAUAUCCCACCAGCAGACAGAGCAGACGGGAAACCCCAUAGUUGUUCAUGUGGCGAGGCAGGAAGCGCGCUUAGGCAGUCUAAGAUUGGUCUCGGAGGUACAGAAGCUUCCUGGCUGUAUAGAUUUUUCCUACGACCAUCGCUUUGCUGCACGUCACACCCUUGUUUUUUCCAUAUAUUAGCUUGUAAAUGUUGUUAUAUUUACCUCUAUUACUAUUUUGCCCCAGUUCCUUUGUUCGCAUACGCAGCAUCCCCCUUAUGCAAUAGUUAAAGCGAGGUUUAUGCGAUCCUUCCCAAGGGAGGAUCUUACCGUUAGCCUCUUUAAGCUGGAGGUGGAGUUCUCUUUACCCCCUCCGAUCGAUCAACUACUACUACUACUACUACUACUACUACUACAGCAAACCAUAAUCAAAAUAGCCAACCAAUCUAAGUCUUAGAUUCCGCCCAGUAGCAACAACGCGUCAGAUUAUCAAUCCAACCAUUUCCUCAACAGGUACCGGAAGCGAAGGAGAGAGAGAUAAGGAGAAAGAAGAAAAUAGAAGUACGUUACACAUUGCAAAAUCGUUUGUGGUUGGGUAGUGAGACGAUAGCAAAAUCCCGUAAAACAUCCCGUCAUGAUAAAAUUCGUGACCAUAUACAACAUCAUAUGGGAGUGACCGCGGACGAUCGGUGAGUCGUUCCCGAUCGUACGCCGGAGAAGAGAAGAAGAUGAAAAAAAAACAAAUAGGAAACGAGUUCAACAUUCAAGCAAAGCACUUUCAAUGGUAUGUACUAAUUCAUAUGAAGAAAUAGAUUAUAAGAAGCGUAGCCAGUACGAAAAUCGUCUUGCGUGCGUACAGACGCAGCAAUGCAGAAACAUGCGGAAGCGGAAGGAGCGUUUCAUCC